AUGACAUCUAAUCAGUUUGCCACCAAACAUGAGGCUCCACUUAACUUACCCAGAGAAGAUGUGUUUCUAAAUGGACAUGAUAAAUCACUUAUAUGGACUAGUGCUCCACAUUAUGUACCAGUUUACCCAAACUGGCAAGAACUCAGGGCUGUUAGGUAUAAUCCUCGUCUGACACGCAAAAACAAUGAUGAAUAUGAAGUAGAAGAAAACUGGACAGAUUAUCAUCGUCAGAAACACACACCUAGUGGCUAUUACAGUAACAGCAUUGGUAUUCAGCCCUGUGGAGUGCCGGCUUUACGACUGGAUGGAUACACACGUCAUAUACAUGGCAUGCCACCUCGUGAUAUUUUCCAAUAUCGAUGGCCAAAAGCUGAUGGCUGGAUGGAGCCAGCUCGAGCUCCACGAGGAGAAUAUUAUGGCUACUAUCAUGAGGCCAUUGAAUCUGAAAGGUUCAUGAGAGACCGUCUACGAUCUUUGCAUGCUCGGAUUACUCCUUUUGAUGUACCCCGUGUAACAUCUCUUAAUUGCAAACAAGUUCUGCGUGAUGUUGAUUGUGACCUGGGAGGUGGCCUGACAUAA
This is a messenger RNA of Candidula unifasciata, 579 nucleotides long. The record is from the annotation of a GenBank genome assembly. Lineage: Eukaryota; Metazoa; Mollusca; Gastropoda; Stylommatophora; Geomitridae.